UCAUCCCAAGAUGAGAGCGAAAAGGAGUAUACUUGGCAAAUGGAGAAAUAAUUUUCUAUGGACAAGUGAGAUCAAAAUUGGGUCCCCAUUGGGCAGAUUCAGUUCCAACCAAAGUUCAUGCUAGUUGUUGCAACUUCUGGGACUGGGUUUGUUCUUGGAAGUGGCGCUGCUGUAGACUUAUCGGGACUUUGUUACACAUGUGCUGGUACCAUGAUGGUUGCAGCGUCUGCCAGUUCCUUAAAUCAGGUGUUUGAGAAGAAUAAUGAUGCAAAAAUGAAGAGAACGAUGCAAAGGCCACUACCUUCAGGGCGUAUUACAAUACCUCAUGCAGUCUUUUGGGCAUCCUCCGUGGGCUUAGUUGGCACUGCAUUAUUGGCAAGCAAGACUAAUGCAUUGGCAGCUGGUCUUGCCGCUUCUAAUUUGAUCCUCUAUGCAUUUGUGUACACCCCACUAAAACAGAUUCACCCAGUGAAUACAUGGGUGGGGGCUGUUGUUGGUGCUAUCCCACCACUUCUAGGGUGGGCUGCUGCUUCAGGCCAGGUCUCACUUAACUCAAUGCUUCUUCCAGCCGCUCUCUACUUUUGGCAGAUACCGCAUUUUAUGGCCCUUGCAUACUUGUGCCGCAAUGACUAUGCUGCCGGAGGGUUUAGGAUGUUCUCUCUUACUGAUGCUUCUGGUCAAAGAACUGCCGCUGUGGCUUUAAGGAACUGCAUCUAUCUGAUCCCCUUGGGGUAUUUGGCCUAUGAUUGGGGCGUGACUUCCAAAUGGUUUUGCCUUGAAUCCACACUCCUCACUCUCGCCAUAAGCGCAACAGCAUUCUCAUUUUAUCGAGACCGUACCAUGCACAAAGCAAGAAAGAUGUUUCAUGCCAGUCUUCUAUAUCUUCCCGUAUUCAUGUCGGGAAUUCUUUUCCACCGUCUCUCUGACAACGACCAACAUUGCACCACAGACAGCGAGUUAGAUACCACCGCAGAACUCGCAUCCUCCUUCCAGGGAAAUAGGGAUGCUGAUCGGAAAAAGAACAGGGGCACACAUGGGCGGCCACCAGUCGCAUAUGCCUCCGUCGCACCAUUUCCUUUUCUCCCUGCUCCGUCGUACGCUCCUUCCUGACAAGUUGGUGCCUCUUAGGUUUUCUUCUACAUCACUGGACACUGUGAACAUAAUGCAAGGUCAAAAGGGGUUGUGCCACUGCCUUGUUACAUAUUUUUUUUUUCGGUUACUCUCGAUUGUUUUCGAAUAGACAUUUUUGUUUGGCGGAUUCAUCAUAAGAGAAAUGUAAUAAAUUAAUGCAUUGAUUUAUGCCUCAAGGAGGUUGUCCUUGAGCAGAAAAAAAUCUGUGAAUAUGUAUUGUUUUUUGAUCAAAGAAGAGUGCAAACUAGCCAAUUGAGGUCACUCUUCAAGAAAUUGGGUGGUGAGUAAUUGUGUACAUUUUAUUAAAGUUAGUUCUAUUGUUGUUUUGGCAUCCUAA
Messenger RNA from Humulus lupulus (European hop), 1468 nucleotides. RefSeq names its product protoheme IX farnesyltransferase, mitochondrial. Gene Ontology annotation, molecular function: protoheme IX farnesyltransferase activity. The record is from RefSeq and is a predicted model, not a curated record. NCBI's taxonomy places the organism in Eukaryota, Viridiplantae, Streptophyta, Magnoliopsida, Rosales, Cannabaceae. Gene Ontology annotation, cellular component: mitochondrion; membrane. Gene Ontology annotation, biological process: heme biosynthetic process. The transcript is spliced from 7 exons. The coding region runs from base 118 to 1110 and encodes 330 amino acids.